AUGAUAUCCACGUAUCCCCUCAAUGCGGGCCGCCAACGCGUCUUCGGCUCCGUCUUCUCCCCCGCGUCACUCGAAGCUCGGCCACCGUUGGCAUCUAGCUUAGGCUCCGACCAAACGCCACUCGCCUCGUUUCAACCCAAUUCUUCCUUUUCAACUGUGAAAACCGGCUCAUUCACAUCACUUCAACAUGAACAAUCCGCCGCUGCACCGCUAGACCGGGAAAAAUGGGACCAGGCAUGGUCCGCGUCAACCGCCUUUCUAGCCGUUCCCAAUCAAGGAUUUGCCCCAAUUUACGAAGCAAGAGAGACCGAUGGUAGUGAAGCACUGAAGGAAUGGAGCCGACUUAGUCCUCCGUCCAAGGAGACUGCCGAGGCACUGUCGUACCUGACGGCUGCAGCCCAGCAGGGCAGUACUUCACUGGGAGCGACGACACCAAAGAACUUGUUUGAUUGGUAUGGUGAUGAGAUUCGGAGGCAUUUUUUGACGAAUCUUCGGAGUGGACUAUACAAGCUCCUAAAGAACCCCGAGAAGGAAGGCCUGCUGCGAACGAUCGUGGACUGCUUGCAACUAGCCCGUCGCAUCUACCUGGCCCCCGUUGUGCAUUAUCUGCUCCCGCUACUGCCGACGCGAGAACAAGGAAGAGUUCUGACUCAACUGCAACGCGCAUUUCAUACAGUGGCCUCUCACUCACUGCCAUGGUCCACAAUAUCACCCUUACUUGGCGGAGAACUAGCCAAGGACUCAUUGAUUAUCUUGGGUAUCGAUACGUUGAUCGAGCAGUCACGUGAGGAUGAAAGCAGCCAGGAUGGCAUGGAGGUCGACCGGCAGUAUUCGGUCUCGUAUGAGGACUGGAAGAACGAGACAUCCGAAGUGCAGGCCCAAAUGAUGACUGAGGGUGAAAAUGGACGGGUCACGAUGGCCCGGGACCGACUUCUCGCGUUCCUGAAUGGUCUGCAGCUUGUUGGGCUUGGCGGCGAUAAAGCCCAGAAGGUCUUCGCUAGCGUGAUGAAUCUCAUGAUGACCGAGUUCGUCCGCGCCGCCUAUACGAGACAGUGGGAAACACCGACAGCAGUACCACAGCACUUGCAACACUGGAUUGAAAAUGUUUUCGCUCGCCUGGCAGUGCAGGUUCUGGCGAUCAUACAUACACCAGCCCCGGGAAGCCAGUCUCCUGGCUCGUUGGAUGUAAGCUUUGGCGACGUGGAAAGGUGGCAGGAGAUUGGCAUUGCUCGUCUGGGAGCUCUUCGCACCAGCGAGCUUUUUGAUAUCAUUGUUGAAUGGCCUGCGAGCAGCGGGGCUGUCGAAGACCUGCGACAUUUCACCACUCACCCUGCGGCCCGAGCUCAUGUAACACAGUCGUUCAUUGCAAUCCUGAAUCAGCGACUGUUGCACCCCGGCGCCUCUACUGUUGAGAUUCUGCAGUUGUAUAUAUCUAUCAUCCGGGCCUUUCAUCUUUUGGACCCGAAGGGCGUUCUUUUAGAUCGCAUUGCUCGGCCAAUCCGGCGGUACCUGCGAGGCCGUGAUGAUACUGUGAAGGUCAUUGUCGGCGGUCUCCUAGCCGAGCCAGCGACGGCCGACGCAGCGGCCUUGCCUUCCACCAAUGACACCCUGGUCGAGCUGUCGACCGAGCUCUCCAAGGCCCACCAGCUUUCCCUACAAAACAAUACUAGUGAACUGGACUGGGAUGAUAUGAACUGGGUGCCGGACCCUAUCGACGCAGCGACCGACUAUCGCAAAUCAAAAAGCUCGGAUGUCAUCGACAGUCUAGUCAGCUUAUUCGAUUCAAAGGAGACAUUCGUGAAGGAACUCCAAACCCUCCUCAGCGAUCGCCUCCUCCAAAAGCGAGAGGACUACGACCAGGAGAUUUCAGUCCUGGAGCUGCUCAAGGUGCGCUUCGGUGACUCAGCGCUGCAAGCAUGCGAAGUCAUGCUGCGCGAUAUUUCGGAUUCUCGCCGUGUCGAUGCCGUUGUCCGCAACGACCAAGGUUUAUCCAAACCACCCGCCCGCAUCCACGCGAAGCGCCCGUUAAAUCAACCCUUGCCAGAACUUCAUGCCAAGAUCCUAUCGCGCUUCUUCUGGCCCGAGAUCCAGGACCAGGAGUUCAAGGUUCCCGACGAGAUCGCCUCUUUACAGGAUCGCUACUCCGCCGGCUUCGAAGCUCUCAAAGCCUCUCGCAAACUUACCUGGCGUAAUGGAUUGGGUCAGGCAACUGUCGAACUGGAGCUGAGUGACCGCUCUUUCUCCGAGGAAGUUACAACCUGGCAAGCAACCGUCAUCUACGCUUUCCAAUCGACCGACGACGACAACGUCACGAGGACCGUAUCCUAUCUCGCUGAGCAGCUGCACAUGGCAGCUACCCUCGUCCGCUCUGCGUGCUUGUUCUGGGUGAGCAAGCGGAUCCUGGUCGAAUCAUCGCGCGACACCUUCCGCGUCCUCGAAUGCCUGCCCACAGAUGACGAAAUGGAAGCCGACGCAUCCGGGCACAAUUCCGGCGCCGCGGACCUACAAUCUGGAGCUGUAUCUAACGCUGCUGCCGCCGCCGCAGAAGCGGCCGCCAUGGCAGCAGCCAAGGAGACAGCCGAGGCCGCGGCAAUGGAGAAGAUGAACCUCUACUGGCAAUUCAUCGUUGGCAUGCUGACGAACCAAGGCGCUAUGCCGCUGCAGCGCAUCGUUAUGAUGCUGAAGAUCGUGGUGCCGGGCGGUUUUCCGUUCAGUAAUGAGGAGCUGAGAGAGUUUCUGGCAGGGAUGGUUUCGCGGAAGAAGUUGGAAAUUGUUAGUGGCGGGAACUACAAGCUUGUGCAUUAG
Penicillium canariense is the source of this 2805-nucleotide messenger RNA. RefSeq names its product anaphase promoting complex subunit 2. Gene Ontology annotation, molecular function: ubiquitin protein ligase binding. The coding region runs from base 1 to 2805 and encodes 934 amino acids. The transcript is spliced from 2 exons. Gene Ontology annotation, cellular component: anaphase-promoting complex. The record is from RefSeq and is a predicted model, not a curated record. Lineage: Eukaryota; Fungi; Ascomycota; Eurotiomycetes; Eurotiales; Aspergillaceae. Gene Ontology annotation, biological process: ubiquitin-dependent protein catabolic process.